Messenger RNA from Knipowitschia caucasica, 4224 nucleotides. NCBI's taxonomy places the organism in Eukaryota, Metazoa, Chordata, Actinopteri, Gobiiformes, Gobiidae. The record is from the annotation of a GenBank genome assembly.
AUGGAAACACGAUGCUCUCCUCCACUGCUCUCCUCUUCGCUCCUGUUUCUUCUACUGGGCGCGUGCGUAUGCGUGGAGAGCGUGCGCGCGCCUCCGUACGGGGACCGUCAGUACCUGAACGAGUGGGCGGUGGAGGUGCCCGGGGGGGAGCGGGUAGCACGGGCCCUGGCGAACGAGGUGGGCUACGACCUGAUCAGACAGAUUGGGGCGUUGGAUGACCAUUAUCUCUUCAGACGCAGUCAACAUCCAAGAAGAAUGAAGAGAAGCAGCGACCACCUGACGAAGAGGCUGUCAGAGGACGACCGUGUGUUGUGGGCGGAGCAACAGUAUGAGAAGACCAGGACUAAACGAGCCGCAGUCCCAUCUGAGUCUGUGGACAAACUGUUCAGCGACCCCAUGUGGAACCAGCAGUGGUACCUGCAGGACACCCGCACCUCCCCGGCUCUCCCCAAACUCGACCUCCAUGUGAUCCCCGUGUGGCAGAAGGGCAUCACAGGGCGAGGCGUGGUCAUCACGGUGCUGGAUGACGGUCUGGAGUGGAACCACACGGACAUCUACCAAAACUAUGAUCCAGCAGCGAGUUACGACUUUAACGACAACGACCCAGACCCCUUUCCCCGCUACGACUCCACCAACGAGAACAAACACGGCACACGUUGCGCCGGAGAGAUUGCCAUGCAGGCGAACAACAACAAGUGUGGAGUGGGUGUGGCUUUCAACGCCAAAGUGGGAGGGAUUCGCAUGCUGGAUGGGAUUGUGACAGAUGCCAUCGAGGCCGGCUCCAUAGGCUUCAACUCAGACCACGUGGACAUCUACAGUGCAAGUUGGGGCCCCAACGACGACGGCAAGACUGUGGAGGGCCCCGGGAGGCUGGCCAGCAAGGCCUUCGAGUAUGGCAUCCAGAAGGGUCGUGGUGGGAAAGGCUCCAUCUUCGUGUGGGCGUCUGGUAAUGGCGGGCGCCAGGGCGAUAACUGUGACUGCGACGGGUACACGGACAGCAUCUACACCCUGUCCAUCUCCAGCGCCUCCCAGCAUGGGCUCUCCCCCUGGUACGCUGAGAAGUGCUCCUCCACCCUGGCAACUGCAUACAGCAGCGGGGACUACACAGACCAGCGCAUUACCAGUGCAGACCUCCAUAACACCUGCACAGAGACGCAUACUGGAACCUCGGCCUCCGCACCCCUUGCAGCAGGAAUCUUUGCCCUCGCACUGGAGCAGAACCCAGACCUCACCUGGAGGGACCUUCAGCACAUAGUGGUCUGGACCUCUGAGUUCGACCCUCUGUCUCAGAAUCCCGGGUGGAAGAGGAACGGCGCCGGCCUCAUGGUCAACAGUCGAUUUGGUUUUGGUUUGCUGAAUGCCAAAGCUCUGGUGGACCUCGCCGAUCCACAGACCUGGACCAGCGUCCCAGAGAAGAAGCAGUGUGUGGUGAAAGACGACUCCUUCCAGCCCAGGGAGCUGAAAGCAGCUGGUGAGAUCACAGUUGAAGUUCCCACUGGCGCCUGCAGGGGGCAGGAGAACGCAGUGCUGUCCCUGGAACAUGUGCAGGUGGAGGCCACCAUUGAGUACACGAGACGAGGAGACCUGCACAUCACCCUGACCUCGCCCUCCGGCACGACCACGGUGCUGCUCGCAGAGAGGGAGCGGGACACAUCAGCCAGCGGCUUCAAGAACUGGUACUUCAUGUCUGUGCACAGCUGGGGAGAAGACCCAAGCGGAACCUGGGCCCUGAAGAUCACUGACACCUCCGGUCGGAUGGAAAACAACGGUCGGAUCCUCAGCUGGAGGCUGAUUCUUCAUGGGACGUCAGAAAAACCAGAACACAUGAAGAAACCCAGAGUUUACACCCCUUACAACCCGGUCCAGAACGACCGCAGAGGGGUGGAGCACAUGGAGGAGCUCACACAGGAGCCGCUGCUCCCCCAUACAGAGAAGACCCCCCCACCCUCUGAGCCCACCCCCUCCCUCGCCUUGCAACACCUGCUGCAGGCAGCCUUCAGCAGACAGUCUCCCCAGGGUGGCUCUCUCCUUCCCCAGGGGGGCCCUCUCCCUCCCCAGGGGGGGCCUCUCCCUCCUCAGGCUCUGUACCGGGCUCUGGAGCUACUGACGCGCGCACAGACACCUGCUGAACCGCUGUACGGCCGCUACGUUGACCGCUUCUACCAGAGCGGCUACCGGCACCGUGACGACCGUCUGUUGCAGGCGCUGCUGCAGCUAAUGGACGACCGCCACUCCCUCCCCAGCCUGGGCUCCUCUUCCCCGGAGUUGGAGCCUCAAAUGCCCCGCUGUCAGGGAGAGCAUGGUGGAAGUAGGCACAAGAUGGCCGCGUUGGAUGAGGGGAGCUUCGGGCUGAACUGUGGCCAGAACAGCGGGCAGAAGGUGUCCGUUCUACACGUGAAGUUCCCCGAGAGCGUACUCAGGGCCCUGGAGACCUUCCACUCUUGUAAUACUGAGUCAGGAGAUCAGCCCUCCAUCCAGUUCAAAGGGCAGCAGGGGAGCAUUAAGGUCCCAUGCUCAGGCUCUGCCCCUCAGGCCUUUGGAUUCUUCCUCUGUAGUGAAACCAAAGACAAUCCUCAGGAGAGCUACGAGUGUGUGGAGCAGAGGUCUGGGACCCCUCCUCUCUCUGUUCUGGCCCCUGUUCAGACUAAACUCACUGUGUGUGCCACAAACAAAUGUAUGAGCAGGAACCAGGCUGCGGAGGAGACCAGAGAUCGAACUAAAGUCCUCAAACCUGGAGGACCCAGAGGAAAGCUCGUGCCCUGCCGUAAACCCGCCCUGGGCGGCGCAGACGUGGUGCCUGAGCGCAAACGGUCUACACCCAUCAACCCGGCCAACACCCUCCGUAAGUGCCUCACCAACAACCCCGUAGCACAGCGCCCUCUGCGGGACCGUAUCAUGCACCUUCUCGCCCUGCGCCCCUACAAGAAGCUGGAGCUGCUGGCACGACUGCAGCGAGAUGGGCUCAAUCCCAAGGACCGGACGACCGUGGGUACAACACUACAGCAGGUGGCUGCGCUGAAUCCCAGGGAGAACUCCUUUUCUCUGAAGGAGCAUCUCUUUGAGGAGGUGCAGAAGCAGUGGCCUGGGUACACCGAAGAGGAGCGCACGCAGGCGGACCGCAACCGCUCACGUAAAUUGGGCCUGAGCACUGAGCCCCUCCCCUCCUGCUCCCCGAAAGAGAGCACCCCCUGCACAUCUCCUCAGAAGCGGCCUCCUGACGGUGACUUCAUCGAUCCUUUGGCUCCAAAGAAACCUCGAAUCUCUCACCUCAGCACCAGGCCACAGCGCCCCCUAGAGGAUUCACACAGACCCCAGCCAAGCCCCGCUCACCCAGGUGUGAGUCACCAACCGAGCCCUACCCACCCAGCUGUCAGUCACCAGCCAAGCCCUGUCCACCCAGCUGUCAGUCAUCAGCCGAGUCCCGCCCACCCAGCUGUCAGUCACCAGCCGAGCCCCGCCCCCUCUCAUGACCUGGCCGACCCGCUGGCUUCAUCCCAGUCUCCGUCCACCCCUGAAGGCUGCGGCUCUCAGGCUCUGCCCCUUGAUCAGAGCUCCACCUGCAGAGACCCCAGCUCCACAAGUGCACCGCCAAAACCCAGGAAAAGCUCCUCCAAACGACGAGAGAAAAGUGUUGCGUCCAGAGACCGAGGGCAGCGGCGGAAAGAAAAGAAGAGAGAGCGGCACGUGCAGGUCCAGUCAGCCAAGCCCGAGCUGAAGGGUCCCCAGCCGCUGUUGCCCUGCAGUGACCUCCAGGACUAUCUUCUGUUGUACCCGCCGCUUUCAUCGCUGAACCACAGGCAGAAGUACAAACAGGACUUUAACUCUGAGUAUGGAGAGUACAGACGGCUUCAUGCCCGUGUUGAGGCCGUGACCCGGAGAUUCACCCAGCUUCAGCAGGAGAGCAGCAAGCUGAGACCCGGGUCCAACGAGCACGAGAAGGUCCUGGAGGAGGUCCUGAGCGAAUAUAAGAAGAUCAAACAGCUGAGCCCAAAUUUCCAGGAGGAGAAACAACGCUACCUGACCAGUAACACCAGAGGGCACCACUCCACAGACCUGACCAGUACCAUCAGAGGGCGCCACCCCACAGACCUGACCAGUACCAUCAGAGGGCGCCACCCCACAGACCUGACCAGUACCAUCAGAGGGCGCCACCCCACAGACCUGACCAGUAACGCACCAGCUCUAUGUUGCAGCCUGCACUCUGUGAGAAUUCUGGUCUCCUAA